AUGGGUGAAGGUGAGUUCUCUAUCCAUGGUUACAAUAUUGUGACUUUAUUAAAACGUCUUGAAGCUGCCACUUCCAGAUUGGAGGAUGUCACCAUUUUUCAGGAAAGUGCCACCGAUAUUAGCUCCUCUUCUAAAGAGAUCACCACGAACUCAGAAAAUACGAUGGCUGUAGGUGGAGCUGCUGUAGGUGGGGAUGCUGUAGGUGGAGGUGCUGCAGGUGGAGAUGCCGUCACCACGAGUUCUUCUUUACCUCCUGCUAUCAAAGCGUACAAGAAGUUUAUCGAUGAAUAUGUCAAUCCUUUUGUUGCUCUUUCGGUCGAAAUCGAUCCCGUCGUUGGCAAACAGGCCGAGGUUUUCAAGAAAGCUGCCGAAAUGGAGGGAGACUUCCUUUGGGCUGCUUCUUUAUCAAAGAAAGUCACUCCAAGCGACGCUGUAUUUGCAGAGGUGUUGAAGCCAAUCAAUGAAGCCAUCGGAAAAGUUGUUGAAUUGAAGGAUGCCAACAGAACAAGCAAAUUCAACAACAAUUUGGCAACUGUUGCCGAAGGAGUGCCUGUCUUGGGCUGGAUUUGUGUUGAUACUCCCGUUUCAUACAUUCCUGACUUCAAGGAUUCGUCUCAAUUUUGGAGCAACAGGAUUUUGAAGGAGUUUAAGGAUAAGGACGAGACCCAAGUUAACUGGGCUAAGGCUUUUACCGCGGUAUUUGAUGGUUUAAAGGCAUUUGUGAAAGAAUACGAGACUACAGGUCCUACUUGGAAGGUCGACGGGGCAGAUAUCAAGGAGGAAAUCGAGAAGGUGAAAGGAGGCGACAAAAUACCGGUUGAGGAAUCAGCAGUACCAGUAGCUCCUUCUGCCGGAGGACCUCCACCACCACCUCCGCCGCCUCCUCCAGCAUCUGUAUUUGAGGCUCAUGCAGUUUCCAAAGAUUCUGAAACUUCUGGAACAGAUGGAGGAAUGAAUGCAGUAUUUUCGGAGCUUAACAGGGGAGCAGAUAUCACUAAAGGACUCAAAAAAGUAGACAAGUCGCAGAUGACACACAAGAAUCCUGCACUCAGAGCGUCAUCAAAUGUUGCAUCUCAAAAACCUGUUCCUCCUAGGAAGCCUAAGAACUUGUCAAAGAAGAAAGAAGUGGCUUCCAAGCCACCUCAAAAGGAAUUUGUUGAUAACAAGUGGAUGGUGAUCAACUAUAACGAAACAGAUGAUGGCCUACCUAUUGUUCUUGAGGUUAGUAUGGAUCAAAGUGUGUUUAUUGCCAACAGUGAGUCGAUCGUGGUACAGAUCAAGGGUAAGGUGAAUGCCGUGACGAUUAAUUCGUGCAAGAAGGUAGGUGUAGUGUUGGAAAGGGGUAUUUCAUCGGUAGAAAUCAUCAAAUCCAACCACGUAGAGUUACAGAUCAUUGAUCACGUGCCUACAAUUGCCGCUGAUCAGACUGACACAUUAACUAUCUACCUCAGUGCUACUAGUUUGGAUACAGAGAUCUUCACGUCUUCGACUACUUCGCUGAAUGUGGAGAUUCCGGAUGGUGAUGAUAUGAAGGAGCUGGCUGCACCAGAACAACUGAAGCACGUGAUUGAUACCAAGAGCAGAAAGAUGGUUUCCACUGCAGUUGAGCAUGCCAGUUAG
This is a messenger RNA of Brettanomyces nanus, 1620 nucleotides long. RefSeq lists its product as uncharacterized. The coding region runs from base 1 to 1620 and encodes 539 amino acids. The transcript has 2 exons. Gene Ontology annotation, biological process: cytoskeleton organization; regulation of adenylate cyclase activity. Lineage: Eukaryota; Fungi; Ascomycota; Pichiomycetes; Pichiales; Pichiaceae. Gene Ontology annotation, molecular function: adenylate cyclase binding; actin binding. The record is from RefSeq and is a predicted model, not a curated record. Gene Ontology annotation, cellular component: cytoplasm.